Molecule: messenger RNA, 507 nt
Organism: Didymella exigua CBS 183.55
Lineage: Eukaryota; Fungi; Ascomycota; Dothideomycetes; Pleosporales; Didymellaceae
Exons: 1
Coding region: 1-507 (168 amino acids)
Source: RefSeq, a predicted model, not a curated record
AUGGUCAUGAGUUUACGGUCCCCAUCUCGACCAUGGUUCUGGUUCGCAAAUAUUACGAAGCCCACGAUUAUAUGUCGACUUGUUCCUCGCAUCUCGCUCAGUCACGUUCUGCACCGCAAACAAAGACCCCAAAUUCAGCAGCAGCACACGCAGACACAUCCUCCUGUGUCUAGCCAAAACCGACCGACAAACAGAAAAGACACACGCCCCAGCACAGGUCCGACCUCAUACAAAGCCUCAUACCACCGGAACCCGCCACACUACGACACGAAACGAAACAGGGUGCACACAGCUACACUCGCGUCCUCACCUCCAUGGCGGCUACGUGGACCUUCUGCAGGCCCGACGGCUUCGCGUAUGCUGAGCUCGAUGGUGGACAGCGGUAACAAGGAUUUGGCAGAGCGGUUUCUCGGCUGCCGCGCUGGUGUGGCUCGGUCUGAUCGGCCUGCGCAGGUACCGGCUUCUUGCAAGAUGGAGGCGGGUGGCUCGCCGGGGAGGGUGCAGUAG